Molecule: messenger RNA, 990 nt
Organism: Glycine soja
Lineage: Eukaryota; Viridiplantae; Streptophyta; Magnoliopsida; Fabales; Fabaceae
Product: replication protein A 70 kDa DNA-binding subunit E-like
Exons: 10
Coding region: 1-990 (329 amino acids)
Source: RefSeq, a predicted model, not a curated record
AUGGUACUUAAGAUACAGACCAGCUUAAUUUGGGUUCUGUUUGAUGCUGUUUUGAUUGUUAUAGCACGUUCUCCAGACAAGAUAAAGAGCAUUGAUGGCUCAAAAGAAACUCUUAAACUCAGUGUGAGGAUCAGUGAUCUAUGGUUUAUUGGCACGCCUAACAAAUAUGAGCAAGCUGAAAUGGUGUUUGUGGACUCCGAUGGUGAUGAGAUCCACGCUUACAGAGUGUGUGAUCAUCAAUUUAAAUUGGUGUUUAUUGGGGUUACUGUUGUGAGGGAGUGUGUUCUAGGGGACAUCCCUUUUAGAAAAUACAGGUUUGCUGGAUUUGCAGAUGUUGUGGCUGGCCAGUUUGAACGUGGACUAUUGGUUGAUGUUAUUGGUGUUGUGGAGGAGGUUGCCUUUCGGCAAGUUUCAGGAAAAGGUAGAAGGGUAGUCUUCAAAUUAAAGGACUUGAGCCAGCAAUUGCUAUCUUGCACUUUGUGGGAUGAUUAUUGCUUACAGUUUUUGAAGUUCUUAGAUGAUUAUAAAGGUGAUGGCCCAGUUACAGUUCUAUUAAGCCAUUGUAGGAUCAAGGAAGCGCAAGGAUCUUAUCCUGCAUCGAUCAACAAUUCUUUCAAGGCUUCAAAGUUAAUUAUUAACCAGCCCGUGAUGGAGAUUCAAGAAUUCAAUGAACGGCUUGUAGAGUUGGGCAUUGAGGCCUGGUCAGGUUUUAAAUCCCAUGGUGAAGGGAGUACACAGCUUUCAGGUUCUAUCCAAUUAUCAUCAAAAGAAUCAUUCUUUGGCAAGGCUGAGGCAAAGACUAUUGCUGAGAUUAACACCAUCUCUGAAGAAAUUGUUUGUGUCACUGUUGGCACAAUUACUAGGAUUGUUCUUGACAAUCAUUCAUGGUGUUAUACAGCUUGCAUUCAGUGCCAUAAAAAAAGUGAUACAAAGAUGGCGCCCUUUACAUGUGCAUGCGACAAAUACAAUAAGGAAGUUGUGCUUAGGUGA